Epithele typhae is the source of this 333-nucleotide messenger RNA. RefSeq names its product kinase-like domain-containing protein. The transcript has 2 exons. The record is from RefSeq and is a predicted model, not a curated record. Gene Ontology annotation, biological process: protein phosphorylation; intracellular signal transduction. Gene Ontology annotation, molecular function: protein serine/threonine kinase activity; ATP binding. The annotation marks the transcript as partial. Lineage: Eukaryota; Fungi; Basidiomycota; Agaricomycetes; Polyporales; Epitheliaceae.
CGUGGAUCACAGUCGCUCGUCAGGCGGACAUGGGGAGGCCUGUGCAGAGCAGUGGCCUGGAUGCACAGUGUGGGUCUCGUGCACCGUGACAUCAAGUCGGAAAGUGUGUAUCUCCGGCCGCGAAGAUCUCACGACACACCCGUUCGCCGACCUGCUGGCCUCCCAGUCGCUCAUCAAACCCAACGACUUCGGCCUCUCACGCUGCUCUGCGGCUCCGACUCGUAUGCCGCCCCCGAGCUCGUGACGGGUCGCGCCUACGACGGACGCCAGACGGACGCUUGGGCGUGCAACGUCGUCCUCUAUGCUCUCGCCACGCGCCGCCUCAUGUUCGAC